UGAAUGUCUAGACUCAAUCUGGCCUUUGGAUGCUGUAUCAAUGGUCUAAAAGGGGAUGGAAAGUCUGGGCAGCCUCCACUCUUCCCUACUCCUGCCUAGGUCAAAAGGAGAGCUGUCGAUCUUUAUCUUUGACUGGCCAUGUUGGUUUUGAUAGUUCACCAGAUCAACUGGUUAACAAAUCCAUCAACCAAGGCUUCUGCUUCAACAUUCUUUGUAUUGGGGAGACUGGAAUUGGAAAAUCAACCUUGAUAGAUACUUUGUUUAACACGCAUUUUGAUGAUCGUGUAGCCAACCAUUUUCAACCGAAUGUAAGACUUAAAGCUCAAACCUAUGAUCUCCAUGAAAGCAAUGUUCGGUUGAAAUUAACCAUUGUGAAUACAGUGGGAUUUGGUGAUCAGAUUAACAAAGAAGAUAGCUACCAGCCAAUAGUGGAUUACAUAGAUGCGCAAUUUGAGGCCUACCUCCAGGAAGAACUGAAAAUUAAACGCUCUUUGUACAGCUAUCAUGAUACUCGUAUCCAUGUCUGCCUCUAUUUUAUUUCACCAACAGGCCAUUCCCUUAAAACUCUUGAUUUGUUAACUAUGAAGAAUCUUGACAGCAAGGUGAACAUUAUACCGGUCAUAGGCAAAGCGGACACAAUUUCUAAAACUGAACUGCAGAAGUUUAAGAUCAAACUCAUGAGUGAAUUGGUUAGUAAUGGAGUCCAGAUAUACCAGUUUCCAACAGAGGAUGAAACCAUUUCUAAAAUUAAUGCCACCAUGAAUGGGCACUUACCAUUUGCUGUUGUGGGGAGUCUGGAGGAGGUAAAAGUUGGAAACAAAAUGGUGAAAGCUCGCCAGUACCCAUGGGGCAUUGUGCAAGUGGAAAAUGAGCACCACUGUGAUUUUGUCAAGCUUCGUGAGAUGCUUAUUUGUACAAAUAUGGAAGAUCUUCGAGAACAAACUCACACACGGCAUUAUGAGCUAUACAGGCGCUGCAAACUGGAAGAGAUGGGUUUCAGGGACACUGGUCCUGAGAACAAGCCAGUCAGGCUCGCACUACUAAAGUAUUACGCAGAUAGGAAAAAGUCUGUAUCUCACAGCCAGGCUACUGUAGAAAGUGUACAGGAGACCUAUGAAGCAAAGAGGCAUGAGUUCUUUGGUGAAUUACAGCGGAGGGAGGAAGAGAUGAGACAGACAUUUGUGCAGAGAGUCAAGGAGAAAGAAGCAAUACUGAAAGAAGCUGAGCGUGAGCUGCAGGCUAAAUUUGAACAUCUUAAACGGCUUCAUCAAGAAGAGAGGAUGAAACUAGAGGAAAAAAGAAAGCUUCUGGAAGAUGAAAUGAUUGUGUUCAGUAAAAGGAAAGCUGCCACUGAAUUACUCCAAGCACAGGCUUUUGCAUCCACACCUACAGUUAGUUUGAAAAAAGACAAGGAUCGGAAAAAUUCCAGUUUUAUGUAAUACCGAUGAUUGCGACAAGCAGAUUUAAAAAAUGAUAUAUAAGGAAGCUCUGAUUUCCUGUACUUUAUUUCUUUGCUAUGUUUCUUACAAAAUUUUUUGGAAAGUGAACCUUGAUUCUGUAAGUUACAAGGGAAAAGUAUUUUAAAUAUAUGGUCAGUAUGUAUACAGUACUGUAGUUACUGUUACAUUAAUAUAUCUCAAUGGGCAUUUCUAUUAAGCAGUUGCCUUGAUAUGCACUUAAAUUACAUACCUGUAUGACCAAAUUACUUUCAUUUAAGUGCAUUGUACCAAAAAUAUGUCCAUGCUAUGAACAGUUUUCAUUCAUAAUAUGAAUGCUGUAGUACAGAAGUAUAUUCACUGAAUAUAUCUUUUAUGACCUUACCAAAGAAUUAGUUAUUUUGAUAUGGUAUGUUAAUUUACUGAAUACCAUUUAAUGUAACUUCUGAAGUUUUUUUAACUAACCACUUGUCUUAAUAGUUUGCUGACAAAGAUUUAUUUGUUUUUAGAAACACUUUCCUAAUUUUAUAUGUCCUUCCUGAUGCAAAUGUAUCAUGGUUUUCUUCAGGGCUGAACUGUCCAUGAUAAUAUUUUAUCUGAUAUUACUCAUUCACUGCCAAAUCAUUUAAAAGAUAUGGCCUACACUUCAACUUGAAUUAACUUUUACAGUCUUCUGCCUUUUUUAUAUAUCCUCUGUGGUGUAGGAACUGGAUAUUUUUUAAAUGAAUGGGACUGUUUAAUAACACACAUGAGCAACUUUAUGAGCAUGAAUCAUCCUGUUUACUUCAAUGAGACUUACAUGCAUAAAACUGAGCUCAUCUAUACUUGCUUCUAAGACUGGGGCCUACUACUUACUUUUCCACUUUAUUACAUAAGCUAUUUAGUUCCUUCAGAAUAGGUUAAAGAAUAAUUUUUAAAACAAAAUUCAGAAAGUAACUGUUAUGCCAUACAACUACAGUUCAUAACUAAACUUCCCUUCAACAAGGAAAGCAUCUUUUAGUUAAACUGAGUUUAAAAUGGUUCCUGUGGUUUUUAUAGUCUGGGAUAAGCACUUAACAGCAUUUUAUAGUUCUCCAAAGAUGUUUUUACAUGGUUAUUUUUAAACAAAAUAUUAAUACUUAACGUGACAUAUAAAACACAUUGUAUUUUCAGAAAUGUAUCUAUACUGAUUUAGUUUGCAUUUUUUCUUGUGUAUGUCCAAGGGAGAGCACUUCACAAUACUCUUAAAUAAAUGUAACACAGUUGUUUACUUUUCUAAACAUUUGGCAAAGAAACCACUUUGUUAAGAAAAAUAAAAUAUUAAAUCUUCUG
Molecule: messenger RNA, 2747 nt
Organism: Alligator sinensis (Chinese alligator)
Lineage: Eukaryota; Metazoa; Chordata; Crocodylia; Alligatoridae
Gene: SEPTIN10
Product: septin 10
Exons: 11
Coding region: 30-1439 (469 amino acids)
Biological process (GO): cytoskeleton-dependent cytokinesis
Cellular component (GO): cell division site; septin ring; septin complex
Molecular function (GO): GTP binding; GTPase activity; molecular adaptor activity
Source: RefSeq, a predicted model, not a curated record